UCGUAGCAGAGAGAAAAGCAAGGCUAAACCUCAGAAACAAUGGAUUAGGGACACAACCUCACGAGAAAGAAAGAGAGAGAGAGAGUUGCUUCAUUCGUCAAAUUAAUCUUAUUGGUGCAACCUACCCAACCUACCGUCUCAGGGAUUUCCCCCAAAAAAUCUUUCUUCGGAGAUUUUUAGGGUUUUCCCUACUGGAUUUUUUCGCGAUUCUUCGGGAUUUCCCGUUCUUUUUUUUACCCCUUUUGGUUCUAACUGAACCAUUACUGUAUCUCGUUGAUUUUUAAUUCUCGCUGGAACAGAUCCACCACCCCUUUUGCGUAAAGAGCAGAAUCCAGGAGUUUGGUUUUGAUAUUUUGCGGCAAAAGUGGAAAACAUUCUGUGGUGUCUGUGAUUCUUGUGCCGUUGGGAUGUUGUGAUCUUAAUAAAUAAGAUUGGAAAUGCUUGAUUAGUUAGUUGGUCAACAACCGAUGUUAUUAUGAGGAAGAAAAGGAAAGGAAGUGAGGCAGAUGCCUCCGAUCUGCCGGAUGAUGUUUUGCCUUUGGAACAUGAGUCUGCGUCUUCGAAUUUGAAGUGUCAUUACUCGCUGGAGGAUUGCUUUAGGCUGAAGAAGAGGUGCAAGGAAGAUGCCGACACUGAGCCCGCCUCUUCUUAUAAGAGGAGGCUCGCCGGCAUUGCGACUGCCCCGCCUUGCGGGACUUCAUCAUUGCUCACGCCGGGGAGAGGUCUCAAGAGGAAGAUAGGUUGCAUUGAUGCUGCUACCCAGAUGGGCAGGAAGAAGAAGAUUGAGGAUGAUUAUGUUCCUGGUCAAACGAUUGGGCAAGGAAAAUUUGGCUCUGUUUGGUUGUGCCGAUCAAGGGCUAGCGGAGCAGAAUAUGCGUGUAAGACUCUGAAGAAAGGAGAGGAGACAGUUCAUCGAGAGGUUGAGAUAAUGCAGCACUUGUCUGGACAUUCCGGGGUUGUGACACUGCAAGCAGUGUAUGAAGAAGCUGAAUGCUUCCAUCUUGUGAUGGAAUUAUGCUCCGGGGGGCGACUGAUCGAUCAUAUGUUUAGGGAAGGUCCAUGUUCGGAACAGCAGGCUGCUAAUGUACUCAAGGAAGUGAUGUUAGUCAUCAAGUACUGUCAUGACAUGGGAGUUGUGCACAGAGAUAUCAAACCUGAGAAUAUUCUGCUCACAGCAUCAGGAAAAAUAAAGCUUGCAGAUUUUGGCCUCGCAAUGAGAAUUUCUGAAGGUCAGAACUUGACUGGCUUAGCAGGAAGCCCUGCAUAUGUCGCCCCAGAAGUAUUGUCCGGCAAAUACUCCGAGAAGGUGGAUAUAUGGAGUUCGGGAGUGCUCCUGUAUGCUCUAUUGGUUGGCAAUCUUCCAUUCCAGGGGGAUUCAUUGGAAGCUGUUUUUGAGGCAAUUAAGAAUGUUAAAUUGGAUUUCCAAACAGGCAUAUGGGCAGCAAUAUCUAAGCCUGCACGAGACCUCGUCGAGAGAAUGCUUACAAGGGAUGUUACAUCAAGAAUAACAGCUGAUGAAGUACUUACGCAUCCAUGGAUGACAUUUUACACAGAACGCACAUUGAAGCCACUGCCCAGCCGAACAAAAACGAAGCACCAAGUUGGUGCAUCAUGCGGACGGUUUGUCUCCGCCCCUGUAACUAGGUUAGGAAGAAACAGGUUAGGUAACAGCUCCCUUAGCGAGUCUUCGUCCUCUGAGAGUUGCGACUCAGAUGAUGAGGACGGAUGUGUGCUGAUCGACGCCCUAGCCACGGCGAUCUCACACGUAAGGAUCUCAGAACCGAAGAGGAGCAGGUUGUGUGGUCCAACAGGUCCAAUAGUUGAGCAAGGUUCAUCUAACAUGAAGGCUAACAACCUCUGUAAAGCAUUUUGACCUACUGACAUGGCUGACAAUUGCCACAUGCCACACUACCACGGUACCCUCCGCUUUUGGGGUGUUUUAGAAGUUACUUUCCCCCAUCACAACGACAACACAGCACAGCAUAACAACGGACACAGUGGGCAAAAGUGGAUUACAUUGCUGACAAUUCCCACGUUAGGUUGGCCUUUUGUGCCAAUUGCUCUCCAACUUCUCCCUUCUUUUAGUGUAUGAUCUAAUUGCAAUAAUUUUUUUCUAGUCCCUUUGGUCGUUAACCUAAUAAUGUUUGACUGAGAGAGUGAAAUAAUUGUACAGGAUAUGUAUAUAUAGAAUGCAUAUUAUUCUAUCUC
Arachis duranensis is the source of this 2208-nucleotide messenger RNA. RefSeq names its product serine/threonine-protein kinase PEPKR2. Gene Ontology annotation, molecular function: calcium-dependent protein serine/threonine kinase activity; calmodulin binding; calcium/calmodulin-dependent protein kinase activity. The transcript is spliced from 4 exons. The record is from RefSeq and is a predicted model, not a curated record. Gene Ontology annotation, cellular component: cytoplasm; nucleus. Gene Ontology annotation, biological process: intracellular signal transduction; peptidyl-serine phosphorylation; protein autophosphorylation. The coding region runs from base 476 to 1873 and encodes 465 amino acids. NCBI's taxonomy places the organism in Eukaryota, Viridiplantae, Streptophyta, Magnoliopsida, Fabales, Fabaceae.